AAAAUAUUGUAUAGUUUUCGACUGACGAGAUUUUAAUGUACAUGCAUUUCAAUUGCGUUACUUCCUUUUUCUUUCGAGUGCGGAUCGUAAUAUUUCACUGUUAAAUUACACAUCUACAGUAUCACUCUUAAGUGAUAACAAAGGAGUGGUCACAGCAAUAUCAAACAGAUCAAUAAGGAAAGUGCAAGUGCAGAAAUUAAAGGCAAGCCAUAGCGGUUUAAAUUACACUUAUUUUAUGCAUUAAAGAGGGCUGGUCUACCAAGGACAUAUUUUCCAUAAUGAAACAAUAGAAAUGUUUAUCACAUAAACCGCGACAAAAGAAUGUAAUAAAUCAAUUCAAUGAACGCGAUAACAAAAUUAUAAUAACACUUGAACUUGGCGCAAUGUGCGUUACAUGCACACAGGCUAACGUUUCAGGUCGGAAGAUAUUGAAGAGAAGAAAAGGAUACGUUGUAUUAUCUUUGUUUCUUUUGUAUUGUGAAGUUAUGGUAAAUUUUGUGAUAGGAAGUAAAUUUAAGACGAUUCGAGCAGUUUCAAUCAUUUAGUGCAAAAAUGGCUGAUUUGAAUUUUGGAUUUAAAUAGUAACAGACAACGAAAUGAUGUCUUCAACAAUGCUUCAAGCGUUUCUAAUUUUAGUAUGUCAAUUUGGUAUUUCAAUGCAGACUUGCCCAGAGUGCGUAUGCUGCAGAAAUGGACGACAAGAGUGUAAUUCCGAUAAAACGUGUAUCGGAGGAUGUAUAGCCGGCUAUUUUGGUGCGAAAUGCACAGAAAAGUGUCCGGAAAAUUGCAAGACAUGUGAAAAUGAAUACAAAUGUACAGACUGUAAGCCUGGGUACUAUUCAACAAAAUGUAAUAUACCGUGUGGGAAAGGAUGUCUAAAUAAUACAUGCUCGAUAACAGGGAAAUGUCCGUGUAAAUCAACUGAUUUUUACACAGGUAAAUGUGAAUAUUGUGCAGAGAAUGAUAGGUAUGGCGAUGAAUGUAACAAUACUUGUCCCAUGAACUGUUUAUCUUGUUCAUCAGGCACAUAUUGUUCAAUCUGUAAAAACGAUGCAUAUUACGGACCAUAUUGUCAGAACAGAUGUUCACACGGCUGCAGCUAUGGUAAAUGUAUUAAAGAAAAUGGAUAUUGUACAAGGUUAUGCAAGCUAAGAUUUACCGGGGUUAAAUGCGAUACCUGCUCACCUGGUUUUUAUGGACCGUUGUGUGAUUUAAAUUGCCCGGGGAAUUGUUCAGUCUGUACUUCGGAAUCUAAUUGUACACAGUGUAACAGUGGCUUCUAUGGGGAAACAUGUAAAGAUGAUUGUCCAUCUGGCUGUAACGGACCAUGCUCAUUUACUGAUGGUCGUUGCUAUGCUUGUAAACCAAAUUUCUUUGGCUCAUUUUGUGACGAUCAAUGUUCUACUACAUGUAAAUCAAAGGAAAGCGAACGUCGAUGUGAUAAUAUAACAGGACAAUGUUUUUUCGGAUGCAAAGAUGCUUACCAUGGAGAAACGUGUGACAAGAAAUGCAGCAGAAAUUGUGUAAAUACAACUUGCAAUCAGGUGACAGCAGAAUGUCUAUAUGGCUGUAUAAACGGAGAAGUAGGACCUGCAUGUUUUCAAGCAAAACCAACAAAGGAUGAUGUCGAAGACAGACAUUCUGUAAGUACACUGUUAGGUGCCACAUUCGCAGCAGGCCUGGUCGGUGUUAUUUGUGGAGUAACAAUCACGCUUGUGUUGACUUUAUGGCGGCGGAGAAAUGGCCGACAAAUGAAAGGCGAAAGUGAAGACACACACGUGCAUACUAAUGGAAGGUUAAACGAUGACAACGCUAACGGGAUUGGCUCCCCUGCUACAUAUGAGGAGUUGAAGUCACGUGACGAGAGAUUAUACAGUCAGAUAACUACAAGUCCGCAGCAGAUGUCACAACCCGCAUAUGAUUAUGUUAACUAAAGCUCCUAAUUGAAAGAGAGUUAAUGUACAUACUUUCGUGCAUUAAUUUCCGCAGAAACAAGAGGAUACACUUAAAGCACGACUCCGUAGAGCAUCGGAUUUAAUAUGUUCGAUGCAAUGUGCUAUUCUUGCAUAAAAAAUAUGUCAGAUUUAAAAAGUCUUCGUCAAAAAUUUCGCUUUUUCUAAACAAAAGAAAAUAUUUCAAACAAAUGGCGAUGCCAUUUCUAAAUUAUGUUUUGACUUUUUGUUUAACCAUUAUUGAAGUAAGCUAUUUUCACAUGCCACCCUGAGUUACGCAUAUUAAAAAAGAAAGAUAUAUGUGCAUUUAAUCGUUUAAUGUUUUUUUUAACCUUUAAUUUCUUAUAUUUUUGCGCACUUUUUAUGCCAUAUGGAGAUAUAUCUGCAAAAAAGACACAAUAACAUUUCAAUAGUUUUAUUAUGUACUAUCAAAUGCGAAAAAACAAAACAAAAAAGAACAAAUAAACAAACAAGCAAAAUCAGUGGCAAACUGUCUCAUAAUUUUCGGAAUGUGAUACAGUCAUAUAUUUGAAGACUUAUAAUUAGUUUCGGAAGCUUUUGAUUAAUUUCGGAAACUGACCUGAGUGGUUGAUAUAGAUACUAAUUACCAACAAGUGUUUAGGUGAACAUGAUGAAACGAUUAUGCUACUUAUGUACAAAAAUUGUCUUGGAGAUGAAGUUCAUUAUCUUUUUGAAUGCACACAUUUUUCUAAUUAUUAGAAGAAAUAUAUUCAAAGAUACAAUGUUAACAACCCAAAAUCUUAUAAGUUAAAGGAACUAAAGUCUUAUAAAUUGUACAAAUAAAAUAAACUUAUUUAACUUGCUUUAUUUUGUAAGCUUUUAUUACAAAGUAUUUGAUAACUCAUUCUCCAUUCUCAUUCUUUUUUUUUAUUUUUGUUUAAUAUAGGGAGUCUGUAUAUAUGUCUUACAUAGUUCGAUAAGUGUUUGUAUCCACUAGUGCUAUGAACCGUUUAUUUUUUGUUUUGUUUAUAUUUUAUAUAUUCUUAGUAGUUUUAAUCAUUACAUGCAUGUAAUAUGCCAUGAUUGAAUUAUUAAAUCAGCCAUUUCUGUGUGAUAUAAAACAUGUGAAUGCAUUAAAAAUUGCUUUAUUAUUAAUUCGAUUUUAUAUUUCUAUGCAUCAAGAAUUAAAAGAAAUAAUGUUUGUUAUAGUAUAUUAUUAAGUUUAUCAAAGUUAAUUUUGUAGGUGGGUAGGUAAGUAGGUAGGUAGGUAGGGUCGGUCGGUCGAUCGGUCUACCUACGUAGGUAGGUAGGUAGGUGAAUUAUUAUCAUGUACAAACAACAUGAUGUAUAUAGAUAUUAAGACGUAAUUUUCAUUGACUAACUCUUACAUGAUUAAAGAUCCAUUAUGCCUCAAAAAAUGAUAUAACUUUAUUGCUCAAAAGCUUUUUAUCCUUUUGGCCUGUCAUAACUUGCAAAAAUUACUCAUUGGGCAAUUAUCAUUAACAUCUUUUGGUUCUGUUGCUUUUUAGUUAUCAGUAUAGUUUUUUUUUUAUCUAUUUAGUAUUUUGUAUGUUAGAUACUUCUUACCUUAAGAAGAUAUCGAUGAAUGUGAAAUAAUUUGUAAAAGAAGCAGCAAAAUGUAUACAAAGUAGUAUUUUUACUUCCAUGCAAAAUACUCUUUCGCAAAAACUGUAUAAAAUUUAUUGCCAAAAAGCAACUGAUGAAAAAUGAAUGGUAUUAUAAGAUAACACUAACAUCUGAAAGCUUUUGAGAAAUAGUAGCAAAAAACGUUACUAAAGCACAUUGGGCCUUAUAAAACAACUUAUUCAAAAUAAUACUACCGAAGUGCAAGGAGCGCGCUGUUAUUGUAUAUUAGGUCGGAUCUGUCAUUACAGUCCACACUAUAAUACUUAUUAUUAUUGUUGCUAUUAUUCACCAAAUUCCUAAAAACUUAAAUGUAAGAAUGAGACAGCUUUUCCAAUAAGACAAAUGACAAUGCACCUGCUAUUUUGGUUUCAAAUCUAUGAUUACACGUUUCACAAUUUUCAGGACAUUCUUCUCUGUCAUAAUAAUCGGAUUAGCAUCAUUUCAUUCAUGAAAUUGUUAUUUUAAUCAAACGUAUGUUCUAUUUUUU
Ruditapes philippinarum (Manila clam) is the source of this 4047-nucleotide messenger RNA. RefSeq names its product multiple epidermal growth factor-like domains protein 10. The coding region runs from base 597 to 1934 and encodes 445 amino acids. Lineage: Eukaryota; Metazoa; Mollusca; Bivalvia; Venerida; Veneridae. The transcript has 6 exons. The record is from RefSeq and is a predicted model, not a curated record. Gene Ontology annotation, molecular function: scavenger receptor activity.